UUCAUGGCUGUAAACAGAAUCAUUCCCCGAAGAAGGAUUUUCAUUUUAGGUUGGUGACUUCUCCUAAAGGGAGAGGACCAACUUCGAAGAACUGCACCCUGUAUUCAGAUUUUCAGCAGGUAAGAAGCAACAAGCUGCUUGGAUUAAUUAACAGAUAAUUAACAAAUAUAAGAUGAACAACGUAUCUCGUGGAAACGUAACCCUCUCAGGGAAUCUCUUGGAAACGCCUACUUCUCACCAAAUCUCGUGGAAAUGCCUACUUCUCACCAAAUCUCGUGGAAAUGUCUACAUCUCAGCAAAUCUUCUGGAAAUGCCAACAUCUCAGCAACUCGCUUGGAAAUUGCCUACAACUCAACAACUCGCUUAGAAAUUGCCUACAUCUCAGCGAAUCUCGUGGAAUCACCCACACCUCAGUAAAUCUCAUUGAAAUGCCUACUGCCUGCUAUGGCGUAUCUCAUGGUAACGCAACUCCUUUGUUAGGGAAACAAACGCAUCUUCAUCCCAUUUGGCUGACGAAAGAAAUCUAACAUCCCCACCGGCACGGGUCAACAGUGCUUCUACCUUUGGACAAAAAACUUGGCAAUCGCAAGUAGCCAAAUUUGGAUCACCAAGAAAACCUUGAGGCAAGAGCACUUGUUUAAGAGAGUAUCUUUGCGUGUUGUAGUUCGUUGUAGAGGGGGCUACAUCAAUUGGUAUCGUAUGCACUCGUCAUGUGUCGGAUGAUGGUCUGAUUAUCGAGUGGGUGGAAUUAUGGGUGGGUUGGCAAACCAAACUAUUAGCAAAUUGUGAUGAUGGAAACUAGUUGACUUUAUAGGUAGGCAAGGCAACCUUAGGGGCCUGGAUCUAAAACAGUAUUGGUUAGUUAGAGGGCCUGGGAUAAGGAGCACCCUAGUGGGCAUGCCUUUUGACCACCAUUCCGUGCUUAGCUCUCGUUGAGGUCGGACAUAUCUAAAACGCUCCGGUCUUGGCGCGCUAAGUCGAAGAAAGAAAAAAGAAGACUAAAGCUUGAAGAGCUCCUGCUUUGACAGCUAAGUCCUUUUUGAUUUAUUAUAUAUUGUACUGCCUUCUUUACUUCAUUUAUAUCUUUUCAUUUCUUUAAUUUGUUGUUUUGUAAGUUUUUUAAAUUAUUUUUUUUGUUAAUAAAUUGUUUUUAUCCCAGUCGGUUUUUUAUCCAUCUAUCAUCUAAUAUGGUAGCUUUGCUGUGUUGUGGGUUCCUGCUGCUCCUUCUGUGUAACAUCGUAAGGAAAUGGGCUUGCCUCAGAUCCGUCAAACAUAGUUUUGGAAGAGCACAUAACCGUAGAAUGAUCUCUCUACGACUUAAAAAUAACUUUACUCAGGUAGGAAACCCCACAUUUACGCUAAAACUGAUUUUUGUGUUCGUUGUAUUUUUGAGCAAUACAAAACCUUCGUUCAAAAGUAGCUCACCCAACAACAACGAAAUGAGUCGACUAGAUAGGAGUUUCUUUUCUAUCUCUUCACUUGAUGCCUGCAAUAGAGUUUCUGAAAGCCAGCUCACUCUCCAAUUAAAAUUAAUGGCUUUAUCAAAACUUAAGCCAAGCAGGCACAAGUAUUUCUAUUUUUUAAUCCUCUUGUCAGGGGACAUCUGCCUCAACCCAGGUCCUGUUAAGUAUCCCUGUUCUUCAUGCUUAAAACCUGUGGCAAAAACACACAAAGCACUUUCUUGUGACAAGUGUGGAUUAUGGGCUCAUAAAAAAUGUGAGCGUAUUUUCUGAUAAAAAAUAUCAACAAUUUAUGAAGACUCCUGAAGAUAAACUGUUUUUCGUUUGCAGUCCCUGUCUUUCUCGUAAUUUGCCCUUUGCUAAUGAGGAGUCAUUUGGUGAAUGCAGCUGACUCUUGUAAACCACACAGGAUCAGAUCUGCUUCAUGAAGACGCUUUUGGGGUGCCGCAGGGAUCUGUGUUGGGGCCCCUGCUCUUUCUUUUGUAUAUUGAUGACUUAAAAUCUGUCAUCAAUUCAAACUACCACCAUCUAUAUGCAGAUGAUACAAUAAUUAUUUCGUCUCAUAAAAACUUGGAUACCCUUGUCUCCCAGGUCGAGUUAGAACUUUCGCAAGUCGACCUCUGGCUGAAUAAUAACAAAAUGACUAUUAAUACGGACAAAACUGAAACAAUCUUUUUCGGCAACCACAGCCAGUUAAAAAAAGUUGAGAACAAAACUAUCAACUAUAUGGGUAUUCCUUUGAAGAGGAGCGAAAAAGUUAAAUAUCUUGGGGUAACAUUUGAUCAAAAAAUGCAAUGGGAAAAGCACAUUAAUGACAUAAAUAGAAAAAUACUAAUUAAAUAUAAAUAAAUAUCCUGUUUAACACCUCACACAAAAAACCUUUUAAUUAAUGCACUUGUCAUGCCAUAUUUCAACUACUGCUCCUCGGCAUGGGCUUGUGCCACCCAAGGUAGAUUGGGAAAACUAGAAAAACUGUUUAAAUUCACCUAAUUUUUAUAUGGAUCAAGUAAACUAGGGGCAUUAUGUUGGAUUUCCUUAGAAGAAAAAAUGAGACUUCAUUGUUGAUUUUCGCCAUUAUAUGUUUUUCUGUUUUUUGUAUAAAUAUACUAAGGGCUUGAACUCAGUAACAUUAUAUUCACAUUCAAACAUGUUUCUAAUGGUAUAGCUCAGAAGAGGAGAGAAUAGUGGCUACCUUGGACUUUGUAUAGAGUUUUAAUAUACCAGUUGUAUUGUAAAUCUUGCAUCAUUGGCUGCAUCUAGCAGUGUAUUUCCCCUUUUCAUUACAUCGACGUAAUACACUAAAAACCAUAACAAGUUACCAACUUAUGAUAAUGUGUAUUAACAUUGGAAAUUCAAUUUAGUAUAGAAUCAAAAGCAUUUGUUGUUAAAAAUUAAAUAUGGUGUUUAAACCUUUAUACAAGGAAAUUUUAAUUUUGUUUUUAAAAAUUGUCAAUCUGCUCCAUGAGAAAGUGGCUACUGUACACAGUAGUAUUUGUAUUCAAAAUGCAUGGUGGCAAGCUAUAGUGUCAAUGAUAGAGGGGUCUUAUAGAAAUCACUGAAGAGGCAGAUUGACUGUACUUUUAAUAACCACAGCUUUUAAAUAUUUUUUUCUUCUAAAAAUGCCUUCUGAUCAGUCUGUGGACCUAUCCAUUUAGGCAGCAGAACAAUAGAAAAGAACCGCCACUUGAAUUUUAAUGACGCCAACAAGUACCUCUUGAUACACCGCUAUUGUGCAGAGCGUGAAACGCUGAUCAAGAAAGCUUUUUACAAAGGAUUGAAGAGGCAUCAGCUUCAAGAUUAGUCUUAUUUUGGUUGGGUAUUUCUAUCCGUUUCCAAGUUAUUUGACCGCAAUUUUAUAACUGCAAAGCAAUAACUUCACUAAUUUCUUUAAUCAAUGAUUAUAAAUGUUUAUUAGGUGAACAUACCAUUUCUUUCUCCUGAUAUAUUUUCUCAUAAAAACUUGCCCACCCUUGUUCAGAACUUUUACGUAAACUUGAAACUGUACUUGUCAACACUUUGACUAACAACAACUGCUGACUCUGUUCUGGGUUUUUUUGAGGCAUAUUUGCGAUAUCCAGUGGUUGGUUUUGAUCAAUCUUUUGGCAUUGGGAUUUCAGUCGCUGUUAAUAGUACGUUUUGGAGAAAGUCGUAUUUUUUGCAGUGACCAACAUACCGCACAUCAGUUAAUUCAGCUGUUUAUUCCAUGUGCAGUAUAAUUCACAAGCAUAUUUUUAUCUGUCAACUGUUGAAAAUAUGUACACUGAAAUAAAACUGAAAUCACCACAAGUCACUACCUUGCCAACGAUGCCACCAACAACGAGCAAGUCGUGUAAGAAAUGUCAGGAUAUAUACACUAUUUUGAAUGCACAUAUUUUGACAGAACAUGCGGCAAUGACGGGCAACGACGGUAUAUUAAACAAUAUUUUAUUGAACAUGCUUUCCUUGAUGAUAAAUAAUGGAAAUCAGAUUGCCUCUACAGAACCACCUCAUUCUUCUAAUAAUGGUAAUAUUGACCGUUGUCAAACAGUUCCUAUGUCUGUCAUAUCGAAAGCGACAGAUAAACUGACAAGUGAUGCGGAGAAUAUGACGCAAGCUACAUUUGUGUCUGUUGCGACGCCGUUAAAUUCGACAACGUCGUUUCCAAACGACAUUUCAAGUAGUCAAGCCGAAUUGACAACUCGACUUAAUUUUCAACCAGAUCUGUUAACAAAUCUCUUCACCAACACGGCUCUUCCAAAAGUUGAUUUUAACUCUACGCAAGAAUAUCGAGCAAAUUUAGAAGCGUCAAAAUUGUUGCAAAUGCCUAGUAUUGAGUUACCGUUUAUCCUACCCAACCCAACAGAGCUACCGUCGACGACCGGAUUGUUCACCUCGGAUGGAACUCUCACCACGGCGGGCUUGUCUUUACUGUUAGCCAACCAAGCCAAAGGAGAUCAAGGUUCGGGAAAAUCGGAUUUAGAUGUGGCGGAUAUCCUGAUUAACAAAAUGCCGAUUCCUAGUUUGAAUAAAGGUCUAGAUUCCUCACUUCUGCAGCUUUCAACUUUGUAUUUGCAACAAUUAGCUUUGAAUCAACAACAAGAGCAGGAGCGAAAUCAACAGCUGGAAUUAGAUGAACGACAGGAGAUUCCUGUUACUGAGGUAGCAACGUCUAUCAAUACGAAUUUUACAACAAACGAGCUAGCAAAUGCCGUUAGACUUGCCAAAAUAAACCAAGGAGAAACAUCUGUAGCUUCUAAAGCUACUACCAAUCAAGGCGAAAGUUUAAAACAACUCAUUGUCCGCCAUAGGCAAAUAUCUGGUCUAAUCGAGGCAAUGAGCAAAAAACAUAAAAAUCAAGAAAAGGCAAUGUAUAAAACGGACAUGCAGGCCACCAUACAGACUACACCUGGUUACGCAAUAUCACAAAAUGUUACCGAGAAUCGUUUACCUAGCAUUGCAGUUGUUUCUCGCACAAUUGGAGAAAGCAAGACAAUCCCGGUAUCCAUCUUGCCCACAGUCUCCACUGCGCUGCGUGAUUUGCCAUCAUCUGCAGAUGUCACUUAUUCGGCGUCCAAAACAAUGACACCUGGAAGGUUAGUCAUUGCAGCAGGUAGUGUCAGUGAAGCGGACGAUUUAAACAUUCGAAAAAGUAUCCCUGUUGUGCUGGAGAACGCGACCACUGAAAAUUUAUUAAACUUUCUUCGAAUCCAAAAUAAGGUUGUGAAUAGCGCAACGUCAGAAAUUCAGUUUGUAAAACAGAAAAGUCCAGUGCGAGACGAAGAUUAUAAUCCUGUACUUAGUUCUGAAAGCGCGUCAGAUGGAGAGUUGGAAUCUGGCCGUAAGCGAAAAUAUUCAUCUGUUACUAUGGUACCCAUGUCGCAGUAUGACCCGAAUAACCCAAAUAUCGAACCUCUUCCGUCAAGAGUGGUGCCAGAGACGAAGGUGUUGUACAAGUGUGAUGUAUGUGGCGUAACGUUUAGUGUUCUGGCGACGUUACAAGCGCACAUGAGGACGCAUGUGAGUGACAAAACCCAAACUUGCAACUACUGCCAGCUAUCAUUCACUGAUCAGGAUAAGUAUUUCGAGCAUAUUGCAUCGCACAGAGGCGAAGAGAAUGUUCAUCGCUGUCAGUUUUGUCCCAAGAUAUUUACAAGUAAGGGGGAUUAUAACAAACAUAUUACGAAACACACACAAAAACGACCUUAUUUAUGUGCACAUUGUCAGAAAGCGUUUCGCGAUCCUGGAUCGUUGACAAAACAUGAGCGUAUUCAUACCGGUGAGCAACCAUAUGUCUGUAGUAUCUGUGGACGAGGUUUUGCCGAGAAAUCGUCGUUACGAAAACAUUUACGAAUUCAUUCGGGUGAAAAGCCGUACAAGUGCGAUCAAUGUGAUAAAUCGUUUUCCAUAUCAGGUAAUCUUCAGAGACAUAUUUUUAUUCACACUGGACAAAGACCUUUUAAAUGUACGCAAUGUCCGAAAGCUUUUAAUAAUCCAAGUCACUUGCGCCGACAUAUAAAAAACUUGCAUGACAGAAGCAUGUUAAAUGAUAAUACGUCCACUUUGGUAGCACCAAGGACUAUAGAGAUUUCUGCAGUCCAAAUUGAAAAUGAAGACGCAUAAAAAUGAAUAAAUAUUUCACUUGUCGUGCGUGGUUAUUUUGUGCGAAAAUAUAUGUAAAGAUUAUUUUCCCACUAUUCUCUCAUAUUAAUAUAAAGCUUUAUUUUUAAAA
Hydractinia symbiolongicarpus is the source of this 6168-nucleotide messenger RNA. RefSeq lists its product as uncharacterized. Gene Ontology annotation, cellular component: nucleus. The coding region runs from base 3714 to 6059 and encodes 781 amino acids. The record is from RefSeq and is a predicted model, not a curated record. The transcript is spliced from 3 exons. NCBI's taxonomy places the organism in Eukaryota, Metazoa, Cnidaria, Hydrozoa, Anthoathecata, Hydractiniidae.